CUAAAUACUCGAGUGAAUAAUUAUUACCUACUCAAGUUAAUGACAAUCAUCAAAUAACAAUUCACGCCUCCUUCUCCUCCCUUUGCAAUUGUCGACCGCCUCUGCCAUCACCACCGCCUACCGCCUACCGCCUACCGCCUCUGCCCCCAUCCCGCUAGGUUCUAGCGCGAAAUUAAAUGAUAAAAUGGCAGUAGUUGAUCAAGCAGCAGGUGGUGGUUCGAAGAAGACAGCAUCUUUGUUGGGUUUUCAGUAUGCGGGUUUGAGAAGAUUGGGUAGAAGGAACCCAUUUUUAAGAUAUGGUCUUCCUCUCAUUUCUGUCACUGUCUUUGGAACUGUUGGUCUUGGUCAUCUCUUGCAAGGGAGCAAAGAUAUUGCAAAAGUAAAAGAUGAUAAAGAGUGGGAGAUCAUUGAAGAAAGAAAAGCACUUUCGAGAAUCGGACCUGUUAAUGCAUAUAAUCCGAAAAAGAUUUCACUAGAAGAGGAACUUAAGGCAUUACAAGAGAAAGUAGAUAUAAACAACUAUGAUUACAAGAGAAUCCCUCGUCCUGAUGAAGGCAAGUCCGCUAGAUGAAGUUUUGGAUUUCCAUCUUUAAGAUCUCAACAAGAAGCCAGCAAGCCAUCAAGCAUGGCGGUCAGAGUUUUCUUCUCCUUUUUGCAAAACAUGCUCUCGAGUUGAUUUAAAUCUUCAUGAAAAUGUAAAAAUCAAACAUAGUUUUUUUUUCAUCAGGUCUAAGCAAUUUUUGCACAAACUAGGAGUGUCUUAUAACUCUGAGAAUGCUGCAUUACUGCUAAAGGUGAAUAUGCAUCUGGGACAAUUGUUAAGGUCACUCUAAAACUUGAUGUACUUGGGUUGUAAUGACUAGUGGUGGAAAGUUUGUGGGGGAAGGGGUAUCUUAGUGUAGCUACUCUUGCAAGAGAUCGUCUCAGUAAAAUGACCUCAAAAUAUAAAGUUCAUAUACUCAUAUUUUAUAUUAGUUGGACUAUUUAAUCCCGUAUAUGAGACGCAUUUUAUAGUGGGGAUUUGUUUUAUUAUAAUUGUAUCUAUAAUGUAAAUUGUUA
Molecule: messenger RNA, 1059 nt
Organism: Amaranthus tricolor (Joseph's coat)
Lineage: Eukaryota; Viridiplantae; Streptophyta; Magnoliopsida; Caryophyllales; Amaranthaceae
Exons: 4
Coding region: 185-571 (128 amino acids)
Cellular component (GO): mitochondrial membrane
Source: RefSeq, a predicted model, not a curated record